Messenger RNA from Aspergillus sclerotioniger CBS 115572, 1050 nucleotides. Its product is annotated as YukJ family protein. The record is from RefSeq and is a predicted model, not a curated record. NCBI's taxonomy places the organism in Eukaryota, Fungi, Ascomycota, Eurotiomycetes, Eurotiales, Aspergillaceae. The transcript has a single exon. Bases 95 to 772 code for a protein of 225 amino acids.
GGAGUUUGGCUAUUGUCAUUGUUAAGCUGCUGACUGCAUUCCCACCCCAUUUCAUCAGUCUCUUCCACAGCAUUCAAAAGCAAUUCUCAUCAAAAUGACUAUCCCCCACUAUGGCGUCUGGAUUGCCCAGCCAACCCGCUACACCGCUCAAACCGAGCAGGAGGAUCCCAAGUCUCCUCACAUCUACCUCUAUUUCAAGGAUGAUUCCUCAUCCCGCAGGAACCUCGAGGCCGCCAUCAAUGUCAAGUCCACGGGCCAGGAUUCUCGCCUGGUGUACUGGUUUGACCAGAGCUUCACCCACCCGAUCACCGAGAAGUUGACCAACUUGAACGAGGGCUUCCACCUCCUCAAGUCUUAUGCCCACCGCCGGUAUCGUCGCCAGGAAUCUGAUCUUAGCGGUCUUGACUUCAUCCGCACACAGGGUCUCGUGGAUAUUGAGGCGGGGACUGUCCUUUCCGAGGCCGACACUGGGCCGAACAAUGCUGUUUUGCAGAAGUUGGAGCCUAUCCUUAACGAGGCGAUCAGCCGAGAAGCGACGGUGUACAUCUUUGGAUCAUCCUACGGUUCGGGUAUUCAUGAUAUCCAUAUGAACCAGGGCAGUUCACCGUCGUAUGAGAAUGGGAUCUAUGAGGAUGGCGCGUUGCUGUUCCGCUUCGACGAUGGGCAUUGGGAGGCGGUGUUCUUGGCUUUUGCGUCGCAGGAGAUCCCAACGAAUGACAAGGGUGAGGCAGAGGAGGGUAGCAAAUCCUUGGCAAGCAUUCUUGGGCAGUAAUGUACCGGCGUUGACAUUGGAAUGAUGUACGGUCAUGUCUGUGAUGAACCGUCAUACCUGGAAAGUAACGAUUAGUACAAUGUGAUUUUGAAGAGACACUUACGAUACCUCAAAUUCUGUUCCUGGGCUCAUCGUCCAUUAUUUCUGGCACAACACCCUCACACUUGUUCAAGUCAAACGGCUCCCAUUUAACCUUGACGGAAUCGCGGCUGCGACUGUGAAUUCUUUCUCCGUCUUUAUUCCAAAGCUCAAAUCGAAGGUCCGUAGGGCUCACGACA